CUGAAAGAACCUCGGCUGCGUGUUCCCCACCUCCACAUUGUCGGCACUGUUGUUCUGCCUGUUCAACUUUUGUCAACGCAGACUUGUUGCUUCGUAUUCACGGAUCGUAUCUUUUUUUUAGCCAAGAUAAGUUUGGUCUGUUAGAUUAUCCUCGAGUAUAUAUCUUCUUUAUCCAAAUUUGCAGCCAAAUUCUCCGCCAUGAGAGGUAUUCAAGUCGCCGAGUAUGUCAAGGGACCGCAGGAACUAAAGGUGUCGGAUCUCCCUGACCCUGUGCCUAAAUCCGACCAGUACUUGAUUGAAGUCCAUGCUGCGGCGGCAAACUUUUUUGAUAUCCUCCAAAUCCAAGGGAAAUACCAACUUCAGCCGCCGCUCCCCUGGGUUUCAGGAUUCGAGUUUGCCGGUGUAGUCAUCUCCACACCCUCCAGCAGCAAAUCUCCUGCCUUCCCCGUAGGCACCCGCGUGUUUGGGGCUUCCCAGGGCGCCUACGCGACAAAGGUCUGCGCUCUCGAGGCCUCUCUGCUCGCUGUGCCGGAUGGCUGGUCCUUCCGCGAGGCCGCCGGCCUCUUCGUGACGGCCCCGACCUCGUACGGUGCCCUGGUGGUCCGCGCAGACGUCAAGGCCGGCGACUAUGUGCUCGUCCACGCGGCUGCCGGAGGCGUCGGCCUCGCGGCCGUGCAGGUAGCCAAGGCCAAGGGCGCAACCGUCAUCGCGACGGCCGGUACCAAGCGGAAGCUCGAGGUUGCCAAGGCCUUCGGAGCUGAUUAUGCCAUAGACUACCGGGCUGCUGACUGGCCCGAGCAGGUUAAGAAAUUGACCCCCAAAGGCCGUGGUGUGGAUAUUGUCUACGACCCCGUCGGUCUGGUAGACAAGAGCACCAAGUGUAUCGCCUGGAACGGCCGCAUCCUCAUCAUCGGGUUCGCCGCCGGCUCGAUCGAGAAGGUGGCCAUGAACAAGGUGCUCCUGAAGAACAUCUCGCUAGUUGGAAUCCACUGGGGAGCCUACACCCUGCACGAGCCCGCCAAGAUCGGUGAGGUCUGGGAUGACAUCCGAGACAUGAUCAAGAAGAAGCAGUUCCGCGGAACGGAGUUCACAGACAAGGAAUUCGUCGGGCUCGAGUCCAUCCCCGAUGCGCUCAUCGCUCUCGGGAGCAGAGACACCUGGGGCAAGGUAGUGAUUCGGAUUCCGCAGGGGUCGUCGGGGAAAUUGUGAGGGCGGUUGCGAUUUAGUGCAUUGUAGUACCAGUUUGUGAGAUUCUAGACUAGGAACCCGGCAGCUAGACAACGGACUAGGCCUAGAAUCUCGAUCUAAUCUCUAGUCAAAGAGGGCAUUUUUUCUGAGAUGUGUAGAUCGGAUGGGUGGGGGACAAGGGGGUGAAAAACAAGAGACAAGGGGCGGCAAAAUCGUCCGAUCAGCAAGCCGAUAGUACCGGUGUAUCAAGCCAUAAAUCAAGACUCUUGAAGUGCAGAAG
Molecule: messenger RNA, 1468 nt
Organism: Pyricularia oryzae 70-15
Lineage: Eukaryota; Fungi; Ascomycota; Sordariomycetes; Magnaporthales; Pyriculariaceae
Product: alcohol dehydrogenase
Exons: 5
Coding region: 199-1209 (336 amino acids)
Cellular component (GO): mitochondrion
Molecular function (GO): zinc ion binding; oxidoreductase activity
Source: RefSeq, a predicted model, not a curated record